AUGAAGCAGAUACCCAGGUUUGAGAAACGAAACGGGGUAUCGGUUAACGUUUACAUACUUAAAAAGAUGAAGAAUAAAUUCAACACCUACCCCACGUACCUAACCAGAAGGAAAGUUGAUAAACACAUCAAUUUACUGUUGGUACAGGAUAGAUAUGAAUAUGAUGAUGAGGAUGGGAGUACUACAUCUGUGAGAUACCAUUACGUAUGGAUAAAAAACCUUUCCCAUCUGCUUUCUUCACAACUUAGCAAAAAUCGCGCUAAAAAAUUCUUCUGUGACAGAUGCCUACACUACUUUUCAUCCGCGGAAAGACUAGCCAGCCAUUAUGUCGACUGCAAAAAUCAGAAUGACUGCAGGGUGCGAUUACCUACGGAAGAUCAAAAAGACCUAAAAUUUAAAAACUAUAAAAAUAAAGAAAAAGUGCCGUUUGUUGUGUACGCCGACCUCGAGAGUAUCCUUAAAGAGGAGGACUCCGGCAACAAGUACCAACGUCAUGUGCCUGCAGCAGUGGGUUACUAUGUAAAGUGUUCAUACGAUCCAUCAUUAUCCUUUUAUCGCUCGUAUAGGGGUGAGGACUGCAUGUCUUGGUUCGCUCACGAAAUGUCUGCGUUCGCCGAGGACGUAGAAACGGUUUUCUUAUGCCCUUACGAUAUUUCCAUGACGUCAGCGCAAGAAGCUGAAUUUCAUAAAGCCACUCAUUGCCACAUCUGUGAACAGCCGUUUAAGCCAGAGGACGUUAAAGUCCGCGACCAUUUUCAUUUGUCUCUGGAAAAUAACUACAGGGGCGCCGCGCACAACGCGUGUAACAUUAAUUACAAGAAUGGGGUUGUUAUACCUGUUGUCUUUCACAACCUGAGCGGGUACGAUGCCCACUUUAUUUUGGAAAAUAUCGCGAAUGACCUGCCGGAUACGCUAUCAUCAUACUUGACCGAGUUUCCAAAUUUAAAAUCAGAGUUUUCUGAACUAGCCGACGAUGAGUUUAAUUUAUUAACGAAAAAGGGGGUGUAUCCGUAUGACUUCAUGGAUAGCUUUGCUAAAUUUAAUAUCCAGUCUCUGCCGGAACAGCCGCACUUUUAUAACCGUUUAGAGGACAAGAACAUUUCGUCUAAACAGUUCGCGCACGCGCAAAAAGUUUGGAAUACAUUCAAAAUUCAAAAUUUAGGUGAGUACACGGACUUAUACAUGAAAACGGACAUUUUACUUUUGGCUGACGUGUUUGAGCAGUUUCGCAGCAGUUGCCACAAGACAUACGGUCUUGAUCCGGCUAAUUACUACACCCUACCUGGAUACACCUGGGACAGUAUGCUGUUUAAGACACGCCAGACAUUAGAACUUUUGACCGAUAUCGAUAUGUUAAUGUUUAUCGAACGGGGAAUUCGCGGAGGGCUAAGUCAAUGUUCUAAGCGAAAAAGCGUAGCAAACAACAAGUAUCUUCCAAAUUUCGACCCGAGUAAACCGGUAAAGUAUUUAACAUAUUUUGAUAUCAACAAUCAAUACGGUUGGGCUAUGAGCCAGUACUUGCCAUACGGCGGGUUCGAGUGGGUAGAUUCCAACAUCGACGUCACCAACGUAUCCGAUACUUCUCCUGAAGGGUAUUUGCUUGAGGUUGACUUGGAAUAUCCGGUUCAUUUACAUGACUUACAUCGCGACUUACCUUUCUGCCCCGAACAUAGCGCUCCUCCCGGAUGUAAAAAUUUUAAACUUUUAGCCACCCUUCAUAAUAAGACGCGGUACGUUAUUCACUAUAGAGCUUUAAAACAAGCAUUAAAGCAUGGUCUUAAGCUUACGAAAAUUCACCGCGUAUUGAAAUUCAAACAGUCUCCAUGGCUUAAGUCUUACAUUGAUCUGAAUACAGCAUUACGUCAGACAGCUAAAAACGAGUUUGAAAAGAACUUAUUUAAGCUUAUGAAUAAUGCUGUGUUCGGAAAAACGAUGGAAAAUAUUAGAAAACACUCCAUAGUGAAAUUGGUUAAUAAAUGGGAGGGGCGUUAUGGCGCGGAGGCCUUAAUCGCGAAGCCAGAGUUCAAGGCAGCCACAAUUUUCGAUGAGAAUUUGGUGGCUAUUGAGUUAAAUAAGACCGAGGUCUUCUUCAACAAACCGAUAUACGUUGGUAUGUCGAUUUUGGAUCUGGCCAAAACCACCAUAUUUGAUUUUCACUAUGAUUAUAUGGUGCCCGAGUUUGGUAACGACUGCUCAGUCCUUUAUACCGACACCGACUCGCUGAUAUAUGAAAUCAUCGAUAAAGAUGUCUAUGAAGUCAUGCAUCGCGACUGUCAUACCCGUUUCGACACAUCGGACUACCCCCCUGACAAUAGGUAUAACAUCCCUCAAGUCAAUAAAAAAGUCUUGGGUAUGAUGAAGGAUGAGUUUAAUGGUGUCCCUAUGGAACUUUUCGUAGGUCUUAGAUCUAAAAUGUAUAUGGUUAAACGAGCUGUUGACGAUGACAUGGCUUUAACAAAGAAGAUCAAGGAUAUAAAAAAAUCUAUAAUCAAAAACAUCAUCACGCUCGAGGAUUACCUCGAGUGUGUCGAUAAUUUUAAAAAUAAAUAUAUCAGACAAAAUUUAAUAAAAUCCGAAAAUCAUGCAGUCUUCACAAUGACCCAGGAAAAAAUAGCUUUGAGUCCGCACGACGAUACACGCUAUUUGAUAAAGGGGUCGUAUGAAACUUUACCAUGGGGCCACUACUGUAUUAUGGAAGAAUAA
Molecule: messenger RNA, 2703 nt
Organism: Anoplophora glabripennis (Asian longhorned beetle)
Lineage: Eukaryota; Metazoa; Arthropoda; Insecta; Coleoptera; Cerambycidae
Exons: 2
Coding region: 1-2703 (900 amino acids)
Source: RefSeq, a predicted model, not a curated record